AUGGCAGCCUUCUCGGCCGAGGCGGAGGUCGAGUUCGCCCCGCGGCCGGGCCUGACGCUUACACUAGAUGAAGAUGAGCAACAAGUCACGCUCGCCGUCGUGAAGCCCGAGGACCGGAUCAGAAUAGUCGCCGUCGCGCUGCGCGGGUCAAAACCUCUAAGCGAGGUAGCAAAGGCCGUCGGCGCGCAGCGCCUCUUCCACGACGGGUCCGAGAUCGACCUUGGAGAAGAGGUGGACGCGGUCCACGCGCGCGUCGCGCGGUCCUUCAAAAGGCAGACGGGCUCGCCGUACCUCCUCGCGGUCUGUCAAGAGGACGCGCCCGCGCCAGAACCGCCCCAGGAGCUGAUCGACGAGACCACGACCGCGGCGUUAGUCGUCGCGCACGUCGCUACGGGAGGAGACGUCCGCGGCGCCGCGGCGCGCGUUUUGAGUGAGCCGCCGGAGUUCGCUUCGAUGGUCGUCGCGGCGGGCGGCGCCGCGGCACUUGUGGCAUUGCGACGGCGCGCGACGGAAGCUAGAGUGGGAGGCGACGCGGCGUCCGCGGCGCGGCGUGCCGCGGCGCUCCGCGGCGCCGGGUCCACGUUCCUCGGGGCCCUCGCCGCGGGCCACGCGGCGCUGGAUCGACGGCGCGAUCUUGUGGAGGCGGACGGCUUUGCGGGAGUCCUCUGCGAGGUGCUGGCCCACGCGGGCGCGCCGUCCGAGGCGGCUCCAUUGGAAGACGCGCUGCCGGACGCGUGCGUCGCCGCCUGCGUUUUGUGCCGUGGGUCCGGGGCCGCCUCAUCAAAAGACGCCGUCGAGGCGCGCCGUGUACUCGUGGAAGCCGGCGGCGUCGCGGCGCUCGAGCGGGCUUUGGCCGACGUCUGCGGCCGCGAGGCGACGGACCCGACGCGCUUCGACCCGCCGCGGCGCCGCGUCUUUGGGGAAGGUCCCGUCGAGGAGGCCGCGCUCGCGCGCUUUUUUGGUAGAAGAAGACCUUGCAGCGCGCUCCUCGUGGACUGCUACGCUUCGUUAAGGGAGGACGAGCCUGGCGCGUGGGCGGUGCCCGAGGCUUCUGCGUUAUCUUUAAGACGCCUCGCGCGGGGCUGGCCCUAUCUCAACGAAAACGUUUACGACGAGGCCGAGGCUGCCCAGGAUUUGGUAGGGCUGCGGGCGGCGGGCGGUCCCUGCGUCGUCGAGGCGUUCUACAGCGCGCGCGCCGUCCUCGGUGCGUCCCGGAUAACCAUGCCGCCGGACCUGGAACGAGCGGCGGCUCUGAAGGACCAGGGCAACGCGUGCGCUUCGCAGGAUUUGUGGGACGACGCCGAGGCGCGCUUCGCGUGGUGCCGUAGAUUAGUGCACGGCCCACGCCUGAGCGCCGACGCGGCGGCGCUGGCGGUCGCGGCGCACGCGAACCGCGCCGAGGCGCUGUUGCGGCUCCGCGACCCUCAAGCUGCAUUACUGGAGUGCCGCGCGGCGCUUCUCCUAGAUCCGGCGCACGAGAAGUGCCGGGCGCGGGUGCUGCGGGCCGACGCAAUGAUUGCCCGUGGUGAUGAUGUAAGUGAGUAG
This is a messenger RNA of Pelagomonas calceolata, 1545 nucleotides long. Lineage: Eukaryota; Pelagophyceae; Pelagomonadales; Pelagomonadaceae. The record is from the annotation of a GenBank genome assembly.